This is a messenger RNA of Musca vetustissima, 2394 nucleotides long. RefSeq names its product flap endonuclease GEN (gene Gen). Lineage: Eukaryota; Metazoa; Arthropoda; Insecta; Diptera; Muscidae. The transcript is spliced from 5 exons. Gene Ontology annotation, molecular function: four-way junction DNA binding; 5'-flap endonuclease activity. The record is from RefSeq and is a predicted model, not a curated record. Bases 1 to 2394 code for a protein of 797 amino acids.
AUGGGUGUUAAAGAUCUGUGGACAAUCCUCACUCCCCAUGCCGAACGCAAGCCCAUCUGUGAGUUAAGAGGCAAAACGGUUGCCAUAGAUUUGGCUGGUUGGGUAUGUGAGAGUCUUAAUGUUGUUGAUUAUUUUGUACAUCCCCGACAUCAUCUGAAAAAUUUAUUUUUUCGAACUUGUUACUUAAUAUGGGAAGAAGUGACACCGGUUUUUGUUUUGGAAGGUACGGCUCCCAAGUUGAAAAGUCAGGUUAUGGAAAAACGUAAUGAAAUACAAUUUCGUGGUGUUCGGCCCAAGGACAAACCACCCACGCAAAGUCAACAGCCGACCAAUUCACAAUCAUCCAAGGGUGGUGAGAAAGGAAGAUCACGUUUUAAUAUGGUUCUGAAACAGUGUGAAAAUCUUCUUACUGCCAUGGGCAUACAGUGUGUUCAGGGUCCUGGCGAGGCAGAGGCAUAUUGUGCUUUUUUAAAUCAAAAGGGUUUGGUAGACGGUGUUAUUAGCCAAGAUUCCGACUGCUUUGCUUAUGGUGCGGUGCGUGUGUAUCGCAAUUUUUCUGUAUCAUCUCAAGGGGCUUUAGCAGCACAAGGUGGUGCCGUUGAUAUUUACGAUAUGCGUCAAAUUUGUAGUAAAAUGGAUUUUGGACAAAAUAAAGUCAUUGUCAUGGCCCUGUUAUGUGGUUGUGAUUAUUGCCCAGAUGGUAUUGGUGGCAUUGGGCGUGAUAGCGUUGUUAAACUAUUCAAUAAAUAUACAAAUGAUGAAAUAUUAAAUAAGAUACGCUGCUGGCGUUACGAAGAUGCCAAAUAUUCGGCACUAGAAAUGAGAGUAGACGACAAGAGUAUAUGUACCAAUUGCGGGCACUUGGGACGAACCCAAAGUCAUACGAAAAGUGGAUGUGGUGUUUGUCGUACCAAUCGUGGAUGUGAUGAAAGCCUUUGGAAAGAAGAACGACUAUCUAUAAAGGCCGAAUUGACACUACGAAAAAAAGCUUUGGCCGAUCCAACAUUUCCUUCGGAAGCUAUAAUCGAAGAAUUUCUAAAGCAACCGAAAGCUAUUCCCAAAUUGGAUCUGCGUUGGCGACAACCCAAUAUGGUCAAAUUCAUAAAACAAAUAGGUCAUCUCUUACAAUGGCAAGAAAUUUAUUGCUUUCAGAAAUUCUUUCCGAUUUUAACACGAUGGCAGGUUAUGAAUGCUGUCCGAUUAAAAGAAAUGCCAUCGGCAGUUGUUUACAUUGUUCCGAAAGAAAUUGUAAAGAAGAGAGUGGUAAAAAGUAUACCCAGUUUAGAAAUUGUUUGGCAUGAUGAAAAGGGUAUUUUUAGUGGACUUGUACCGGAUGUCCAAUUGCAAGACUUCGAAUCGGAAAAUCCCAAAGGUAUUACUGAUCUUUGGACAACGGUUGAACCAAUGAGUAUGAUGGAAACGGCAUUUCCCGAACAGGUGGAGGCAUUUCUAAAGUCGAAAGAGAAACCCAAGAAAGCCGCCAAAAAGCCUAGAAACAAAGCAAAACCAUUAAGUUCAUUGGAGAAUCUGGAUGAUUUAAUAAAGGCCACAAAUGAAGUAUCGAAAACGGUAAAGCCCAAACGUCAAACCAAACCUAAAUCUACUGCAAUACAAGGAAUGCAAUCAAUUGAUAAAUAUUUCAAACAAACCAGUGUAACUCCUUUGAAGACGAGAGACAAAUUAUCUGUACCCAAGAAUCAAAGUUCAACUCCUCUUACCAAAAGUGUUCCUUCGGAUUUAGAAAGUGACGAUGAUGAAGACCCGAAUGCUUUUAAUCUUUCGGACAUUGUAAAUGGUAUUGUGGCGAAAGAUCAUGCUGGACUUGUUUUGACCACCCAUCAAGGACGACAAUUACAAUACGAAGCUAUGCCUAAAGAUAUUAGCCUUUUACUAAAUGAACUUAAUAAUUCAAUCACGCUAGGGAAUACCAGCCAUCUACAAACAAAGCCCUGUAUAGAUGAUACAGAUGUAUUGUGUGAAAAACGCGUUUUAUCCAUAUCCUUUCAGAAAUCCACAAAUGCCGAAGCAAAACGCAGGUCGUUGGAUGAUAGUUUCGAUGUUUUAGUUAAAAUUGGAACCAAUAGAGUGGAAAAAAUUAAAGAAUUUAAAAUAUCUACAGAAAAUCUUGCAGAUAUUUCAAGUAAACCCCUAAACGUGGUGGAUCGUUUCAAGCAAAAACAACGAAUAAGUUUAAAUUUCAAUACAAACAAUAGUAUCGUUCAGAGUGAAACGGAUGAUGCCAAUGGAGUUAGUUAUUUCUUUAAUAGUAGUUUCCAAACCGAGAAUGAAGAUGUAUUUGAAAAGCUCAUGGAAACAAGUUUAGCUAAGCGUGACACAAGCGACAAUCAGAAUACUGAUGAUGAUGAUGAUGGAUGUAUUCUUUUAAGUGAUUAG